AUGUUUACCUUUACUCCUUUGCUUGGAGCGCAAUCAUCCGGUUCGAGAGCCGUCCAAUCGAUACUAGAGCUCGAUGGUGGAGUGAAGAUAUUGGUCGAUGUUGGGUGGGAUGAGAGUUUUGAUGUAUCCGCUCUUGCGGAACUAGAAAGGCAAAUCCCUACGUUGUCGCUCGUUUUGUUAACCCACGCAACGCCUUCUCACAUUGGUGCAUUUGCGCAUUGCUGCAAAACUUUUCCUUUAUUUAAUCAGAUUCCCAUUUACGCAACCAGUCCUGUCAUUGCCCUAGGCCGCACACUUCUUCAAGACCUUUAUUCUUCCGCACCCCUCGCUGCCACCUUUUUGCCGAAAGCUACAUCGGCGGAUUCCUCCCCAUCGUCGCCAAUAUCUAGUAGAGCUGAAAAUGUAGCAGAUACUGCAAAUAUAGACCAUAACGACUCCCCUAGAAUACUUUUGCCUCCACCCACGUCCGAAGAGAUUGCCCGUUAUUUCUCACUAAUCCACCCCCUGAAAUAUUCUCAGCCGCACCAACCUUUACCAUCCCCGUUUUCUCCCCCACUCAACGGCCUGACCCUCACAGCGUAUAACGCUGGUCAUACUGUUGGAGGUACCAUAUGGCAUAUUCAACAUGGCAUGGAAUCUAUUAUCUAUGCGGUCGAUUGGAACCAAGCAAGAGAGAACGUCAUUGCUGGUGCGGCCUGGUUUGGAGGAUCGGGCGCAAGUGGGACAGAGGUAGUUGAGCAGCUGAGGAAGCCGACUGCGUUUGUCUGCAGCACAAGGGGCGGGGAUAAGUUUUCCCUUUCAGGUGGGAGGAAAAAAAGGGAUGAUCUACUCAUGGAUAUGAUUCGGAACUGCUUCUCCAAGGGUGGGACGGUUCUUAUACCCUCCGAUACAAGUGCUCGAGCCCUUGAGUUGGCAUAUGUUUUGGAACACGCGUGGCGAGAAUCAGCAGAGACUGUGGAUGGAGAGGAUCCAUUGAAAAGCGGAGAACUUUACCUGGCUGGCAAAAAGGGUUAUGGGACAAUGCGGCUCGCUCGAAGUAUGCUUGAAUGGAUGGACGAGGGAAUUGUCCGUGAAUUCGAAGCCGGCCAUGGAGGCGAUCCUGUCGCUGCCGGUGGUAAAGGCCGUCAGGAGGGCCCAAAUCAACGAACUCCGUCAGCAGCCAUGACAGACAAAAGAGGCGAUAACUCAUUCAAAAACCUCGGUCCCUUCACAUUCAAACACCUUAAAAUUGUGGAACGCAAGGCCAAACUAGAGAAGAUACUAGGAUCAAAUACGCCUAAAAAAAUAGCUUCAGGAUCUGAGAAUCUUGUUAUCUUGACUGAAUCAUUCUCGGUAUCUCCUAAUAAGCAGAUGGUGGAUGACUUUCGUUUUAGACCCUCUCUAGCUCAUGAAAUAUGGACAAUUUAUGAGGAGCGAAAGGACGGGGUUUCUUCAGAAACGACUGUUAACGGGGAGCUUCUGGAGCAAGUGCACAGUGGUGGGAGGCUGCUCACUGUCACUGAUGUUGAAAAGACUCCUCUGGAUGCCAAUGAUCUGCUGGUGUAUCAGCAGUACCUUGCAACAAGAAGGCAAUUACAGAAUACUGCUCAGGGAAGGGGAGACUCUGGAUUAGAAACUACGGCUGAUGCACUUGAUGAUGGGUCCAGCUCGUCCUCAUCAGAGGACUCAGAUUCAGAACAGCAAGGAAAAGUGCUUAACUUUUCAGUUUCACUAGCUCAUUCCAAUAAGAAUAAGCUAGGUUUAAGCGAUGCCGACCUGGGAGUGAAUAUUCUCUUACGACGGAAAAAUGUUCAUGAUUACGAUGUCCGUGGUAAAAAGGGCAGAGAACGGAUGUUUCCUUACGUUGCUUCAAGAAAACGUGGUGACGAAUACGGCGAGUUUAUACGACCAGAAGAGUACCUUAGAGCCGAGGAACGCGAAGACGCUGAAAUACAAACAAAACGUGGGCCGGAUGGACGUAUUCAAACGAUGCCCGGUCAGAAGAGAAGAUGGGGUGAUCGGAAAUUUGGUUAUUCUGAUGGAAUCGGCGCCAACGGCACUGAAGAUGCUAGUGCGUCUGAGGCAGAAGUUGAAGAACAGCACAUCGAGGAGCCCUCCAAGGUUACAUUUACUUGUUCUACGUUGGAGCUGAAUGCCCGAAUUGCCUUCGUAGAUUUCUCUGGGUUGCAUGACAAGCGUAGCUUGGAGAUGCUCAUUCCACUUAUACAACCCAGAAAAUUGAUUUUGACCGCGGGUCUCAAGGAAGAAACAGAGGCUCUUGCUGCUGAAUGUCGGAAUCUAUUAACAGCGAAGGCUGGUUUAGAGCUGGGGUCAUCCAGUCAGUCCGUUGUGGACAUCUUCACACCGGUGAUUGGUGAAACAGUGGACGCCAGUGUGGACACGAAUGCGUGGAUGGUCAAACUAAGCAGUACGUUGGUUAAACGUCUAAAGUGGCAAAGCGUUCGAAGUUUAGGCGUUGUCGCUCUCACGGGAGAAUUACGGGGACCAGAACCGAUGGCUGCUGACGAAGACGGGCCGGGAAUGUCUCAAAAGAAACAGAGGACGUUCUCCGAGAAUGCUUCUAGCUCUGAGGGGAAUGAGAAAAAGCAGCUCGUGCCUAGAAAACACUCUUUCCCUCUUCUAGAUGUUCUGCCGGUCAAUAUGGCUGCGGCAACAAGAUCCGUCACUCGACCGCUUCACGUUGGAGACCUCAGGUUAGCUGAUCUUCGCAAACUUAUGCAAUCCUCAGGCCACACUGCGGAAUUUCGUGGUGAAGGCACUCUUUUGAUUGAUGGGUUCGUCGCCGUCCGGAAGUCUGGGACAGGAAAAAUUGAAAUUGAAGGCGCCGCUCAAUCUGCGUUGUCGAACCGUUCAGCCUUGAAGCGCGAUGAAGGGAGCUUUCUAGCAGUGAAGAGGAAAAUUUAUGAAGGUCUGGCAAUCGUUGCUGGCGGAUAA
Messenger RNA from Histoplasma mississippiense, 2934 nucleotides. RefSeq lists its product as hypothetical. Lineage: Eukaryota; Fungi; Ascomycota; Eurotiomycetes; Onygenales; Ajellomycetaceae. The transcript has 4 exons. The record is from RefSeq and is a predicted model, not a curated record. Gene Ontology annotation, molecular function: RNA binding. Gene Ontology annotation, cellular component: mRNA cleavage and polyadenylation specificity factor complex. Gene Ontology annotation, biological process: mRNA 3'-end processing by stem-loop binding and cleavage. The coding region runs from base 1 to 2934 and encodes 977 amino acids.